CAAGAACGCAAGCAUCACCGGAAUCUGUCUGCACGUUUUUCAAAGGGGAUUCGGGUUUUGUCGGUUUAUAUUUGCGGGGAACGUCGUUUACUGAGGAAGAAGCUGUAUAAACGAAGAAGCUGCAGCAUGAGAAAAAAUUUUGGUCAAGACACCGGAUGAUCAGACAUAUUAUGGAAGAGUUUAACCAGUGUAAUGGUCAUUAUGCUGGGAGCUUUAACAUUGGGAAGUUCAGCUGGAAAUGGUUCUGUGGCUACUGAUCAGUGCAACUUUAGUUUUUAAUAAAAGAAGUGAUGGCUAAUCUCAAUAUGUCAGCAUUAGUUCUAUCAUCUGAAUCAUCGGAGCAAAGUGGAUCAGAUAUGACAAAUUCAAAUUUAAACCAACCUCCUCUGAACCAGCAAAGCCAUACCUGUCCCCAUGGUCAUGUGGCUAUUCUCUGGGACAUUGAGAACUGCCCAGUUCCAAUGGAUGUACGUCCUGAAGAUGUAGCAGGAAAUAUCAGAAUGGCAUUACGAGUUCACCCUGUAAUUAAAGGAGCUGUUACUAUGUUUUCUGCAUAUGGGGAUUUUAAUGCUUUCCCCAGGAGAGUCAGGGAGGGCUGCCAGAGAACUGGUGUCAAGCUCAUAGAUGUCCCAAAUGGGAGAAAGGAUGCAGCAGACAAAGCUAUCUUGGUUGACAUGUUUCUUUUUGCCCUUGACAACCCUCCACCUUCUUCCAUAAUGCUGAUAUCUGGGGAUGUUGAUUUUGCUCCUGCCCUUCACAUACUUGGCCAACGUGGUUAUACUGUGAUUCUUGUUAUUCCUUCUGGGAAGGGCGUUUCUUCUGCGCUGAGUAAUGCUGGUAGGUUUGUCUGGGACUGGCCAAGUGUGGCUCGUGGGGAGGGUUUUGUGCCUCCUGCUAAAGCCUUAGUUCCCCCUCGUGGAGGAUCUGCUGAUGUUGCUGGUUAUUUGAUGGGGUCCCAUAUCGGGGACAUGGAUGGCCAAAAUGAAGAAGAAUCUAUCGUAUAUAGAGGGGUCUUGCAAAGUUUUUACAACUCUAGAGAUUUCUCCGUAAUGUCUCAAUCUCUAUCUGAGUACAAUAAUUCUUUCACCAUGCCUUGUUUUCCCUCUACUUUGAGGUCACAGAGUCUCCCGUGUGGCUUGAACGAAGUUUCAGCAGGUCCUGUUUCUUCUGGGAACCAGAAUGAAUUCACCUUAUGGGUACAGCCGGGGGAUAUUAACGGUCUGAAGGGGCAGCUAGUAAAGUUGCUUGAAAUGUCAGGAGGAUGCCUGCCUCUUGCUCGCAUUCCUGCUGACUACCAAAAGAUAUAUGGAAGGCCUCUUUAUGUUUCAGAGUAUGGAGCAUGCAAGCUUGUGAAUCUUCUUAAGAAAAUGGCUGAUACAAUGGCUGUAGAGGGGAAAGGCAACAGAAAAUUUGUUUACCUGCGGAGCUCAAGAGCAAGUCCAAGCGCACCUCCAUUGGUUCUUGCUAAAAGGGAAAGGAGGGGGAAGGGUUCUCAGGAAGAGACUCUGGACAUAAUCACAGGUGGCAACUCUUCCGAUGAGUUCUCAGAAGAUGAAAGGGUGGUUGUAGAAGAACAUGAUGAGAGAAGGAAUGUAGGGAAUUUAGGGGCUACAGCUCAAUUUGAAAGUGAUGGCCGAAACCUUGAGCAGUUCAAGUAUGAGCUGCAGGAGAUACUAGUGAGCUAUUCCUGUCGUAUUUUCGUGGGUUGUUUUGAAGCAAUAUACCAGCAACGGUACAAGAAGCCUCUUGAUUAUCAGAGGUUUGGUGUUGUGGAGCUGGAGGAGCUGUUUGAAAAGGUGCAGGAUGUUGUCCUCCUACUUGAGGAACCAGUUAGCAAGAGAAAAUUUCUGGCUGCGGUCGAUGGCUAGUAAUAGUGGUUGUCGCCUUUCAGGUCCGCAAAAUUUUAACUUAGAAUUGGACAGUUGAGCUAUGCUUUUUGUUGCUCCUGCUUUAAUUUUUUUUUUUUAAUUUUUUGUUGACUUUUUAUUUUCCCCCAAUUGUGUGUGUGUGUGUUUUUUUCUUCAUUUUUUUUUUUUCGAGACUUGCAUAAAAGAUGACAGGAACAGCUAGGACUGUUUUUCUUUUGUACAUGUGUUUAACAUGGACACUAAGAUUAGUAUCAAAAUUCUCGUGUAAGACUACUGUGGUGUAACUAAUUUACUUGUAAAAUGGGAGUUCUGUAAA
Messenger RNA from Malania oleifera, 2184 nucleotides. RefSeq lists its product as uncharacterized. Lineage: Eukaryota; Viridiplantae; Streptophyta; Magnoliopsida; Santalales; Ximeniaceae. Gene Ontology annotation, biological process: regulation of gene expression. The record is from RefSeq and is a predicted model, not a curated record. The transcript is spliced from 3 exons. Gene Ontology annotation, cellular component: peroxisome. Bases 291 to 1868 code for a protein of 525 amino acids. Gene Ontology annotation, molecular function: RNA nuclease activity.